Molecule: messenger RNA, 1158 nt
Organism: Lindgomyces ingoldianus
Lineage: Eukaryota; Fungi; Ascomycota; Dothideomycetes; Pleosporales; Lindgomycetaceae
Exons: 13
Coding region: 1-1158 (385 amino acids)
Source: RefSeq, a predicted model, not a curated record
AUGAAGAUCCUCCAGCUUUUGGAGCCACUGGAUGGAGCCGGACCAGUCCAAACGUCUUGUGGAGUCUGGAUUUGCGCUCUAAUCUGCAGUGUGGCCUCAAUAAAUUCGUCACACGCAUCAAUUGGUAUCCGUUGUUUCCAUUACUGCCGUGAAACUUGCAGUCAAGAUGAGCUAGCUUUGGAGCCUGACGAUGAAGCGAGAGUCGCAAAAUCGGACUGCAUCUACAAUUGGGUGCCUUCAGUUGUAAACUCCAUAGUAGACGUUCUAGAUCAAAAGGAAUUUGGCUUCCAACGAGGCGUAGUACUGUACGAUUGGGCGAUUUUGAGGCCUGUACAGUACGGCUCACGAACUCGGUACGUUCGUACUGAACACGUGACUGUUACGGUUCACUUUGUACGGACCGUAGUACGGCCCGUUGGAAGCCCUGACUGGGGCCCGUCAUUAUUUGAGAUACGUCUUUAUGCAUUGAAAACUCAAGAAUUGAUCUUCCUACCCCUCACUCUUCAGAGACCACCUACAAUUUGCUAUGCAAAAAUGGCAUCAACCUUUGAGGAGGCUGAUCUAAAUCCGGCCAUCAUAGUAUUAAUGGUGGAAUGGAGGAAUGUUGAGGUCGAGGAUUUCAUCCGCUUCUGCGAAUAUGCCUACCGCAGAGACUAUACAGUUCCUCCGUGGGAAGAACUCCCACCUGAACCGAGCUCUCUGUCGGUCAAAAAGAAGGUGAAGAAAGCUGUUCCUGAACCAGGGCUUGAUACGCAACUAGCACCUGAGCAACCAGGAUCUGUUCUGGAAUUAGGGCAAGACAGCGCCAGAGCGCCCUCUCUGAUCCUGCAGCACUUUGAACCCAAACUGAACAAUGCCAUACACCAAAACUUCACGCCACUGCACAAGACACUUAUGGACUUUAAGUUGUACACAAAGCGCGUUGGAGACAUUAUUGAACUCACGAGGUAUGCGUACUUGAACCUAGAUCUGCCGGAUAGAAGCCAUGAUGGAACUCUCGACGACAUGAGGAAACUAGUGGUUGAGUAUAUCGUGUGCGAGAUUGACACAAUUGGAAAAUGUGAUGAAUUUGGAUUUCUGGAGAAUGGCAAGGGAUUAUGUGGCUUGAUGAUAUAUGAUAGUUUUCCGCGUCGCUGGAUUAUUCAACUUGACAUUUAG